AUGAGAAGUGCUGAAGACAGUGAGGAGUCGAAUGAAAAGCUAGGUGGAAAGCGUGUAGAAAAUAUGAGUGGCUGUAGGGACGAUGGUGGAAGGCGUGAAGCAAGUGGAGAAGAAUAUACAUGCAAUGGAGGCGAAAAUAGAGGAUGCACGGUGUCUGCUGGUGAAGAUAAAGCGGCGGAUGAGUUUGGCAACAUUUUCAAGACGAAUAUGGAUAUGCAGUGCCUGAAGAGCAAGAAAAGCAUUUUUGAAAAGAUGCAGAAAGAAGAUGAGCAGCCUAAGCAAUCCAGGGAGUCUGGGUUUCUGAGGAUGCAUGUACAAAAGACUGAGGAGCCUGUUGCCGAGACGAUUCCGGGCGUUGUUUUCCAAGCAAAUGUGAAUCUGCAUAGGUUCCGUGAGGAAUGGGAAGGGAUUGGGCCAGGAAUUGUGUAUGUGACCGAUGUGAAUGGAAAGCGGUGUUUUUUUAUCAGAGAUGAGGUGAUGCAGACUUCAUUUGACUUUCUAGUGAAGUACAAUCUCCGUCCAGAGAAGAAGAAGUGCAAGGUAUUUGUUGUUAUCCGAGAGAUGGAUGGCGCAAAAGCAAUUGAAAGGCUUUACUGCAUUAUUUUCAAGGAUGAGAAGGAGGCUAGCUUAUUUUGUGAAAUGGUUAGAGUCUGA
This is a messenger RNA of Ordospora pajunii, 654 nucleotides long. RefSeq lists its product as uncharacterized. The coding region runs from base 1 to 654 and encodes 217 amino acids. Lineage: Eukaryota; Fungi; Microsporidia; Ordosporidae. The record is from RefSeq and is a predicted model, not a curated record. The transcript has a single exon.